Corticium candelabrum is the source of this 1812-nucleotide messenger RNA. RefSeq lists its product as uncharacterized. The record is from RefSeq and is a predicted model, not a curated record. Lineage: Eukaryota; Metazoa; Porifera; Homoscleromorpha; Homosclerophorida; Plakinidae. The transcript has 3 exons. Bases 53 to 1639 code for a protein of 528 amino acids.
UGUUGCGUGCAGUUGUACGCACUUGUUCCCUAGGACGCACCUGUUUUCUAUCAUGUUUGUUACUAGAAAGGUUGUUUGUCUUGUCAUGUGUCUGUGGAUGGUUGAACCGUUGAUGAGUGAAGACAAGGGGUCUCCUAGUGUACCACUUGGUAAAACCAAUGAACGCAGUGACGGACAUCAUGUGGUAGCAAACGUUGGAGGAGAACCAGACGCUGCAAAAGAUUCAAACACUGGAGGAGAGACAGACACUGCAAACACUGGAGGAAAGACAGACACUGCAAACACUGGAGGAAAUACAGACACUGCAAACACUGGAGGAAAGACAGACCCUGCAAACACUGGAGGAAAGACAGACACUGCAAACACUGGAGGAAAGACAGACCCUGCAAACACUGGAGGAAAGACAGACACUGCAAACACUGGAGGAAAGACAGACCCUGCAAACACUGGAGGAAAGACAGACACUGCAAACACUGGAGGAAAGACAGACACUGCAAACACUGGAGGAAAGACAGACCCUGCAAACACUGGAGGAAAUACAGACACUGCAAACACUGGAGGAAAGACAGACCCUGCAAACACUGGAGGAAAUACAGACACUGCAAACACUGGAGGAAAGACAGACACUGCAAACACUGGAGGAAAGACAGACCCUGCAAACACUGGAGGAAAUACAGACACUGCAAACACUGGAGGAAAUACAGACACUGCAAACACUGGAGGAAAGACAGACACUGCAAACACUGGAGGAAAUACAGACACUGCAAACACUGGAGGAAAUACAGACACUGCAAACACUGGAGGAAAUACAGACCCUGCAAACACUGGAGGAAAUACAGACCCUGCAAACACUGGAGGAAAGACAGACACUGCAAACACUGGAGGAAAUACAGACACUGCAAACACUGGAGGAGAGACAGACACUGCAAACACUGGAGGAAAGACAGACACUGCAAACACUGGAGGAAAUACAGACACUGCAAACACUGGAGGAAAUACAGACACUGCAAACACUGGAGGAAAGACAGACACUGUAAACACUGGAGGAAAGACAGACACUGUAAACACUGGAGGAAAGACAGACACUGCAAACACUGGAGGAGAGACAGACACUGCAUACACUGGAGGAGAGACAGACACUGCAAACACUGGAGGAAAUACAGACACUGCAAACACUGGAGGAAAUACAGACACUGCAAACACUGGAGGAAAUACAGACACUGCAAACACUGGAGGAAAUACAGACACUGCAAACACUGGAGGAAAUACAGACACUGCAAACACUGGAGGAAAUACAGACACUGCAAACACUGGAGGAAAUACAGACACUGUAAACACUGGAGGAAAGGCAGGCACUGUAAAUACUGGAGGAAACCCAAACACUGGAGGAAAGCCAAAUACUGGAGAAGACUCAAACACUGGAGGAGAGUCACUCACUAAAACUUCAGUAGAAGUAAACACUUCAUCAAAUAAGUUUCUUAUUUGGUUAUUGCUUGUGGUGAUGGGAGGUGCUACAUUUUAUCUAGUUCGACAGAACAGGAAGAAGAUUGUAGACUGGAUUUCAAACAGAAGGAAAUCGCGUCGAUUCAAGUACCAGCCAAUUUCAACUCGAGGAGACAAAGGAAAUCAAUUGCAUUGACUGCGCAUUCAAGAUUUCACACAUAUUGAACUCUUCUCUCAUGGACUUGUAUACGGUAGCUUAGAGUAUCAUUAGACAUGUCUUUGCCUUUCGACAAGGUACAGUACGUACUAUUGCCAUACAUGGUUAGCAAGUAAAGUUGCCAAAUAUUAAAAGAUUCCAAUCAAUUGCAA